Cyprinodon variegatus (sheepshead minnow) is the source of this 2595-nucleotide messenger RNA. RefSeq names its product syntaphilin-like (gene snphb). The transcript is spliced from 5 exons. Gene Ontology annotation, biological process: neuron differentiation. Bases 80 to 2503 code for a protein of 807 amino acids. NCBI's taxonomy places the organism in Eukaryota, Metazoa, Chordata, Actinopteri, Cyprinodontiformes, Cyprinodontidae. Gene Ontology annotation, cellular component: mitochondrion; cytoplasmic microtubule. The record is from RefSeq and is a predicted model, not a curated record.
CUUUCAGGCUCUUGGAGCUGAGCUGGAAACAGGAGCCAGAGAAAAUCUCCAGGUCCAGUUCUAGGGUGGGUCCGGCUCCAUGUCUGCCCCCACUCCAGCCAGUCGCAGCUCUACGUCGCGCUCUUGCCGGUUUGACUACUGCAGGUUCAUAGAACUAGAUUAUGUCCCCAUGGAGUCGGGCUAUAUGGUCUCUAUGCGCCCAACAAAAGGCUACGCAUCGACCAAGUCGCCCACUAAAGGAUACGCCUCUACCAAGUCUCCGGAUCGCCGCUCCACCAACUCCCCCUCCACCCCACGGUCCCGGCGAGCUCCAGCUGCACCCAGUAACAGAGAUCCACAUGGAAACGUCUCCAUCAGCAGCGGCAGCAACUCCGGCUCGUGUAAAGGCAGCGACUGCAGCCCCACCAAAGGACGUCAGAAAUACACUUCAUGUACAGACAACCAUGGCAUUCGCCCUCCUCCGCCAGAGCAGUAUCUCACACCUCUCCAGCAGAAGGAGGUCUGUAUCCGACACCUUCGAGCCAAGCUCAAAGAAACCAUUACCACGCUGCAGGACAGAGACACAGAGAUCGAUGAGCUGCGAACUCGUCUCUACCGGAUGCAGGAGGACUGGGUUGAGGAGGAGUGUCAUCGCGUGGAAGCUCAGUUAGCUCUGAAGGAGGCUCGUCAGGAGAUCCAGCAGCUGAAAAACGCUGUGGACACAGUUCGUUCCAGGCUUAGUGAUGCCGGCGGGCUCAGUGGAGAUGUAGGAGUUCAGAAGUACUUCCAGGACAUCAACACUCAGAACCACAAAUUAGAAAACCUUCUGCUCAGCAUGGAGUUAGCCCAAGCAGGACUAGCCAAGGAGGGAGAAGCCCUCCAAGGCUGCCGGACCCGGGCUGGGGGCUCUGCUCCAGCGUCCGUUUCUGGAGAAAGUCCUGGAGUUGUCCCCAAGCUGACGGUGGGAGGGAGAGGGUCUUGCUCUUGCGAUGGCUCUCCAGCUCGUUCGUUGACUCGGAGCUCCACCUACACCAAGCUGAGCGACCAGGCUCUGGGGGAGCGCCACUGUAACGACGCAGACUUUCCUUGCCUGUCGGGGGACGGCACGCAGGACAGCGGCUUCGUGUGCUGCGGGGAGACCGGCGUCCCCAGCAGGGCCGACCUCCUGCUGGAAGCUGCCUACCUCUCUGAGGAGACGGCUACGCUGCUCAACUCCUACCAGCAGACCAUCUCCCACACUUUACCCCAUUCUGCCCCCCCCUCCCUGCCUCACAUGUUCUCCCACACCUUGCCUCAUUCUUUCCCUCGAAAUAUGUCCCACUCGGUGCCACACACCAUGCCUCACUCCUCCACCUAUGAGAAACUCUGCACUGCUGAGCGGCUGGCUCCGUUUCACUGCAAUCUGGGCGGCGUGAGCUGCAUGAGCCACCCCUGCCUGUCCCACCACCACCUCUACCUGCACCCUUUGAGGGAGGCGGGCAUUCAGACCGAGAGCUGCCCGAUCCCUGCAGCUACAGGGUAUCCCUCUGACCUGGACACUAUCGCAGAGCAGCGUACGUUCCGCUCUCAGGCCUGCAGUCCCACCUCCACCUGGAUGUCUGACGAGGGGGAGGAGGAUCUGGACUCCAUCACCACCACCACCUCCGUGACUACAGCUACAGUCAUGAGCACGGCCACAGAGCCCAUUCCGGUUUCCAAAACACCUGCGGUUCCACCUCUGCCGCGUUCUGCUACUGUGGCCUUUUCCACGGAGAGUCCGUGGCGUCCGGCUGACGGCAAAGCUGCAGAAGAGGAGAAGCAAGAGAAAGAGAAGAGAGAGAAGGAAGAGUCAGCAAUAGAAGAACAGUUAGAAAACACCGAGAUCAGACAAUCAGAGGAGGAACAGCAGACGGAUAGAAGCUCAGCUGAAGGCAGCGAGGGAAGAGAAGGGGAGGGAGAACAAAGGAACGUCUGGGAUUUAGUAAAGAUAUCAUCCGGAAAACCUGCCGACUUUAACUUGACAGGUGAGACAGAGGAGACGGUACUGGGAGAGGAGGACAAGCAGGAAGAGACUGGGACAGCAGCAAGAUCAACAGAGGAGACUCCAGAGGUGUUCCCAAGGUUCAUGGGACUGUCUGCAGGUCUGCAACAGCCUCAAACAUCUCAGCCUCCCAGGAGGUCCGUCUCCAGGGAGGACAAAGCCGGCGUCACGGUGGUGGAAGUGGACGAUGAGGAGGAUGAGGAAGAUACAACCGAUGAACAAGAGGCCAGAGGGGGCGUGGCGGCAGAGGACGGAGAACCCGGGAAAAUCCAAAAGAGCUACUGGAGUCGUCACUUCCUGGUGGACCUGCUGGCGGUGGCCAUCCCGGUGGUGCCGACGGUGGCCUGGCUGUGCCGAGGUCCGGUCCGUGACGGCCAGCCCAUGUAUCACAUCGGCUCGCUGCUGAGAGGCUGCUGCACCGUGGCGCUGCACUCCCUGCGCAGGGGAGGGGGCCUGAGGCACUACCCCGCGGGCGGGGGAGACCUGGGGGGCUCACAGAUAUGACUGAACCGUCGCCGGUCUCUCCCUGCUGCGUCACUCCUCCAGUUCGGUCUGCAGAACGCUGCUUUAAGUGCAAGAAGAGGAAGAACUUCCUG